This is a messenger RNA of Teleopsis dalmanni, 4563 nucleotides long. RefSeq names its product F-actin-uncapping protein LRRC16A (gene LRR). Gene Ontology annotation, molecular function: protein binding. Gene Ontology annotation, cellular component: lamellipodium; plasma membrane. The record is from RefSeq and is a predicted model, not a curated record. NCBI's taxonomy places the organism in Eukaryota, Metazoa, Arthropoda, Insecta, Diptera, Diopsidae. The transcript is spliced from 23 exons. The coding region runs from base 44 to 4498 and encodes 1484 amino acids. Gene Ontology annotation, biological process: regulation of Arp2/3 complex-mediated actin nucleation; cell migration.
UAGAAAUUUUUAUAUUACCGGGACAUUUUUCGUAUAAAAAAAAAUGUAUACAAAAGAAUUGAUGAAUCAUGUUGAGGACUAUUUAAGGCGAAUUAUACAAUUACAAGUGCUCGCCACUGUGAAAACCUCAGAAGCAGAAAGUGUUAAAUCUAUACUGGGCCGUCAUACAAAAAUUCUAGUAAAGUAUAUGGUUAAAUUGGAAACAAAAGGAGACAAAACUGAAAAUCGAGUUUUGGUUUUCACACCAGUACGCAUAUAUUUACUAGUAGCGAAAGUGCCCACAAAAAUCGAGUGUCAUUUUCACUAUUUAGACAUACAAGCGGUAGAGAGUAAGAAACCCACACAUUUUUCCAUCAUUACAAAUGAUCGACCAUAUUCAUUUGCCACAACAGGAGAUGCGGGGAAUUUUAGUUCGAAUGCUGAUGUCAUUUUAACAGAUUUAGCAUCGGCAAUAAAACAAAUAUUUCCCACAGUUCCUUUGAAGUACAUAAUAAGAAAAAUUGAUAUACAACCACCUGAACGGGAAACAAUAUUUUCAGAAGAAUUUCGACCCUCAGAUCCGCGUAAUGUUGGUCCUUGCGGAGGUUUUAGCACACAAUAUGCCUGCAUGUGUGAUUUCCAUGGUGUGCCCUAUAGAGAAGAGGUUGCCUGGGAUAUUGAUACGAUAUAUUUGUCACAUGAUACGCGCAUACUAAAUUUACGUGAUUUCGAUCAUUUGGAACCAAAAGACUUAAUGGCCAUCGUUUCGGCUUUGGAAUAUAACACAUUUUUUCGUGGCCUAAAAGCAUCACAUAUGAGACUCUCAAACGAAACUUUAGAACGAAUCCUGCACGUGCUCAAGCGUUCAAUGUGGCUGGAGGAGCUACAUUUGGAAGCCUUAGGUUUAAGAUCGGAUUUUCUACAUAAAUUAGCUGUUUCUGUGAUUACGAACAACAAUCCCGCUAUACGUACUAUUGAUUUAAGUCAUAAUUUAAUCGAAGACAAAGGUGCUAUACACCUUGCCGGUCCCAUUGCCAAAGUAUCCAAGGGCUUAUGCAAAUUAGCACUUGCACAUUGUGGUCUAACAUCGAAAGGAGUCAAUCAAAUGUCACAUUCGUUAUCUUUAAAUCAAAGUAUUUCGAAUUCGCUCACAUAUUUAGAUUUAAGUGGCAAUAGUCUCAAGGAUGAUAUUACUAAUCUACAUAACUUUCUGGCACAACCAAAUGUUUUAGAAUAUUUGGAUCUCUCUUCGACUGAUAUAACUUUAGAGAAUUUAUUUGGUGCCCUCUUACGUGGUUGUGCAACGCAUUUAGCUCACUUAAAUGUUUCACACAAUUCAUUUAGCACAAAAAAAGGCAAAGAGAUACCACCAUCGUUCAAGCAAUUUUUUACGAGUACAUUAAGUUUAAAACAUUUAAAUAUUGCCGGUUGUAAAUUACCAAUGGAGGCAUUGAAAAAUUUACUACUUGGCUUAGCAUGCAACGAGUCAACAGCUGGGCUGUACUUAGAUUUAAGUGGCAAUACAUUAGGUGCCCAGGGCGCACACGUUUUGGAAUCAUGCAUACAUGGUGUUCGUGUUCUUCAAAGUUUAGAUAUUAGUGACAAUAAUUUAGAUGCUGAAUUAGCUCCAGUUUUAACAGCGAUAUCAAAAAAUCCAUCUAUACGAACACUAUAUAUGUGCCGCAGUCUUACAGGCAUGAAAAUGAAACACAUUCCAACUGUAAUGGAUGCACUUGUCAAUUUAAUACAAAAAGAUGAUUUUCCUCUUGCGGAAUUAGUGCUCUCUGAGAAUAAACUGAAAAAUGAUAUACAUGACUUCAUAAAUGCUUUAGGCAGCAAUCAAAGCCUACAAAAAUUGGAUAUUAGCGGUAAUUACAUGGGCGAUGUCGGUGCACGUCUCUUAGCCAAAGCACUGCAGAUAAACAAUAAAUUACGUACUAUUUAUAUGGAUAAAAAUAAUAUAACGUUACAAGGUUAUGCAGAUAUUGUAUAUGCUUUAGAAAAUAAUCAUAGCAUGCGCACCAUACCAUUUCCUGUGUUUGAUAUAGCACCACAUUUAAAAAAUCAUCCCGAAAAAACCGAUGGGAUUAUGCGUAAAAUGCAAGAACUUUUACAACGUAAUUGUAAUGGUUUAAAACGCGCUGCUGGGCAAGGUUUUCGUUUACAACAUGGUUUUAUGCUGUCUUCUACACAUCAGUUGGUCGAUAAAUUAGUGGCUGAAACUCAGGAUACAAUUUCAAUUGCAAGAGGUUGCGAUUCUAUGUCUGCAGUACAACGUCUAAUCGAUGAUGCAGAAAAUUGUAAACAGUUGAUGCCAAAAUUGCAGGAAGCUGUACGUUGCGAAUCACAUCCGGUUGAGAUAAAGUUAACACGCAUUGCCAGUGAUUUAAGUUACACUAUUCAAAGUUAUUUGGAGGAAACUCUCGAGACUAUGAUACGCACAGCAGUGGAACAAUGUCCUAAAACUUUGGGAAAUCAAAUAGUAGUGCAAGAUUUGCGAAAAGCAUUAAGCGAACGUCUGGUUAUACCGGAAGACUUCUUACAAAAUUGCUUACUGAAUAAUGCGGGAAGCGAAAUUAUGAAUAAAGUCGGUGAAAUUGAACAAUCUUUGGCUGCUGCUAUAUCAGAUCGUGCUACUGAUGAGGUGCUGGAAGCUCUUACACGUUACCGGCGUGGUUUAGGUAUUGCCGAUUCACCUUCAGUGCUACUUGAUGAACCACAAACUCCUGAUAUUGUACGCAGUCGUUCGAGUCAUGAUUCUGAUGGUAUGAUUAUACGACCAGGCCGAGGCUCUAUUCUUCCAAAAUUAGGACUUGAGUCACCCACUGCCACACCACAUAUGCCCACCAAACGUCGUUCUAUUGCACGUAAGAUUCGCCCGCAGUCUGUAGUGGAGAAUUUGAGCUUAGGUCAUAUACCAGACUUAUUGGAAUCACCCUCCUCGCAUCGUUCAACAUCGCAAAUGUCGCGUGACUCUACAGUUAAUAGCCACAUGGUUGGUGGCAGUAUUAUAGGUGUUGGUGUUGAUGGUGGCUGCUUGGAUGAUGGUGUUGGUGAUGAAUGUUGUGAUUCAAUUACAGAAUUACCAAGCGCCUCAUUUCAACUACAGCAUUUGGUUAAAGGACGCCCUAAAAGAGCAAAAACUCGUGCACCCACACGUCCAUUAGCAAGUGUAGAAAGUGCAACGAAAGAAAUUGGUGAAGGUUUAGAGCAAUUCUUUCGUCCAGGUUCUGUAACACCAACAACUCUCACUCCAUUGGUGUCGCCCACAUCGGAAGAGUGCAGUUCUUUAUCUUUUGUUGAUAGUCCAACAAUGAGUCGUGAUGGUAAUGGUCAAAUGACUUCCGAGGAAACUACGCCUAUAUUAGAAGAACGUAAGCCUAUAAAAUUGGAACGCAGUUCACCAUUAUUAAGGGGUGUAGCAUGGGCAACACGUUCACGUUCUACUGAUAAUUUGGAAAAAUAUUCACCACUAAUUGGACGUAAAUCUCCACUUGUUAAAAUGCGUACAGAAGGCGCUGCUGUUGAUGAAGUGAAUGCUAACGAGCGGCUACUUAAAGCACCGUCUUCAGUAGGCGUACGAGAAGAUAAAAUGCGCUCACCAAGUAGCGAUUCUAUUAAAAGUCAUACUGGUGGCGAUAGCAGUGUGAUUAUAAAGACUGGCAAUGGCAUACUUCGCACACCAAUUGUACUACAAAAACCAAGACCCUGGUCUGUUGUGGGCACUGAUCAAAAAACUAAUAACUCAGCCAGUGGUAAUGAUUCUAAUAAAACAACUCCUGAAAAAUUAGAUGACGAUUGCGAGAUUGUUGUACCUUUUGGGCAAAGUUCAGGCGGUUCUAUUGUUGGCAUAACACCCGGUAUUGCAAUUGCAGCUGGUGGCACUGGAGGUGGCAGUAUUGUUGGUAUAACACCAGGUGCUGCAUUGGAGAAGAAAUCCGUGCGUGAACUUGCCGCUGGUUUGAAUCGCAUGGAUCUACCACUUAAACCGCAAGUACUGCCCAGAUCAUUACUAACAUCAAAAGGCACUACAUCUGCAAAUUCAGUAUCAGUUACUGCAACAAAAAGUCAUUCAUUUAACGAUUCCUCCAUCUCCUCUUCAAGUACUACAGAGACCACAAAUAAAAUAAACACAGUAUUAAACGCAAAUCGAUCUAAUAUUGUAAACACCAACAGUAAUUUGAGUAGUCGAACAAGCGAAAAUCUAACCAAAACCAUUAUCACUGAAAACGGAAGUAGUAAUUCCAGCAGCAGCAAGGUAACAUCCAGUACACAUAACGCUAGCAGUAGCAGAAAUGAAAUAAUCAACAUUAGAAACAGCAGUAGCAGUAUAAGCAGUAGUAGUUCUACUUCUGCGAUAGGUUCAAAUAGUUGUAGUAGUGAUGGUGUUAAACGUAUUGCUGGCAAAGAAAUUUCAACAUUAUUCGAGGAGACAUUAGUUGAAGGGCUAUUACGAUCUUCAAUACGUCGCACCUUUAAGGAUACACAAUACACGGAAGAAGAUGUUGUUGAUAUAUAAAAUGCAAAAGUAAUUAACAUAGAGUUAAGAUUUAAAAUAUAAAAAGUUAAAAAUUUACAAAAAUU